Molecule: messenger RNA, 794 nt
Organism: Coffea eugenioides
Lineage: Eukaryota; Viridiplantae; Streptophyta; Magnoliopsida; Gentianales; Rubiaceae
Exons: 1
Coding region: 32-676 (214 amino acids)
Source: RefSeq, a predicted model, not a curated record
CCAAUUCACAUAACGUUUCCUAGAUCUCGCAAUGGUGGUGGCUCUUGGUCCCGGAAAAUUCUACGGCAGCAGCCUCCCAAGGCCAAGGUUCUACACAGACGUGAAACUGAACGACGAGAGGGUAGAUCCACCGGUUCCAGUCAUGGAUCCGCUAAUGUCGUGGGCUCAGGAGGCUCAUUGGUCGAUGGGUGGUCUGAGUUUCACGCGCCACCGCCUCCAAGGCAGGAUUGAAGGGAACGUUAAGAAGCUCCGGGCUGAGAGAGAGAAGCUUUUUAAGAAAGCCCAGAAGGAGAAGGGGAGCGGUAGUCCGGUGACGCCGCCGGCUCCGGUGGCGGUGAAGCGGAGGAGGAGGAUGUUGGUGGAUGAGGAGGAGGAAGAGGAGGAGGAGGUGGUGGUGGAGGAGAAGAGGAGGGAACUUAGGAAGACGGCUAGGAAGUUGGGGGAUGAUUUUGACAGGGUGGCUAAUGAGAAAAAGAGGAGUCCGGCUAGGGCUGGUGGUGGUGGGGCGGCAGGGAGAAAGAGAGGCCGGGUUGGUGAGGAGGAAGAAGGGGGUCAGGAUGAAAUUAAAGGAAAGUUGAAGGGUAAGAAGGAAAUUGGAAAAAAGAAGGGAGAGAAGAACGGGGCUGUGGCUGCUAAAGGGACUAGAACUUCCCCUAGAUUGGCAAAGAGAGGAUGAAUUUGACAAUCAAUGGCGUAUUCUGCUGUUAAUUUUAGGCUUAUAGCUACCUAUAUACUUAAGAAGAGAGUUAUGGUUUAAUCUUGCACUAAUCUUUUUCUGCUUUUAAUUUUUCUUC